This is a messenger RNA of Acyrthosiphon pisum (pea aphid), 3285 nucleotides long. Its product is annotated as proton-coupled amino acid transporter 4-like. Lineage: Eukaryota; Metazoa; Arthropoda; Insecta; Hemiptera; Aphididae. Gene Ontology annotation, biological process: amino acid transmembrane transport. Gene Ontology annotation, cellular component: vacuolar membrane. Gene Ontology annotation, molecular function: L-amino acid transmembrane transporter activity. The transcript has 11 exons. The record is from RefSeq and is a predicted model, not a curated record. Bases 375 to 1907 code for a protein of 510 amino acids.
CGUUCAGUUAUCGUACGCCCGCCGCCGGUUCAAUUAUCUGUCCCGUCGUCCCGCGUACAACCACCGCUGAAGUAACCAUCAGAACAGUAUAAUAAUUAUUGGUCUGUCGGUAUAAAAAAAAAAAAAAAUUCGUCACGUUAAAUUUCUUUUUUUCCAAUUUCGAGUCGCAUACCUGAGACAACGAUAUCCUUCCGAGUGCAAUAAUAUUAUUAUACAGAUCUCGUCGACAUAUUCAUCAUCGUCAGUCGUCACCGCUACCACUGGUAACUGAACACGACGAGUUCGGUCACCGCGACGAGUAACACAUUCCGAUUCCGUACCCCGGAAACAUAUGCACAGAAGAUUGUGCAUACGCGCAGCCCAAGAUAGUAGAAAUGACAGACAGCAUGACUCGGAACUUCAAUAAUUACCCUUCUACGGCAAAACCAGAACAACACGUCUCCAAACAACAAAUGGCAGCAGCCGACUGUUAUGACAACCAAGGGAUGCUGAGAUCUGAGUUGGACAUCAACGGAAAACCCGUCAACGGAAACACUUGCAUUAACAUGGACAGCCUCAACAACAGGUGUGUUGGCAUCAACAUAAAGGGUGACACCGCCACGCAGCUGAACGAAAAACAAAACUUUUACAACCCGUACCAACACCGCGACGUAAAACACCCCACAACAUAUUUCGACACCCUGAUACAUCUCCUAAAGGCCAGCCUGGGCACAGGAAUUUUGGCCAUGCCCAGCGCGUUCAAAAACGCCGGUUACGUGGUGGGCACGUUGGGUACGAUCAUCAUCGGAAUACUGUGUACAUUCACGAUACAUCUGCUGGUAACCGCGUCGCACGAGCUGUGCAUCAGGAGAAAAGUGCCCAGCCUCACGUACCCGGGUACCGUGGCGGCGGCUUUCGAAGAGGGCCCCAAGUUCACCAGAAUAUUGGCUCCUUACGCCAGGAUGAUGACAAACAUGUUCCUAGUCCUGUACCAAAUCGGUUCCAGUUGUGUAUACGUGGUGUUUAUAGCUAGCAAUCUCAAAGUGGUCGGCGACGCCUACCUCGGCGGCAACACGGACGUGCGGAUGUACAUGGUGUACAUAUUGAUCCCGCUGAUAUUGAUAUCGUGGGUAAGGAAUCUAAAACUCCUGGCGCCGUUCUCUUCGAUCGCCACUUGCCUGACCGUCGUGAGUUUUACAUUGAUUUUCUACUACAUUUUCCGGGAAGCUCCGUCGUUUACCGACCGCGAACCAGUGGGCACCGUCAAAAGCAUACCGCUGUUCUUCGGCACAGUGCUCUUCGCCAUGGAAGCCAUCGGCAUGGUCUUGCCGCUUGAAAACGAAAUGAAGAACCCCAAGAAAUUUGGCAGUGUGUUUGGCGUGCUAAACGCAUCCAUGCUUCCCAUCUCCACCCUGUACUUAAUCGUCGGAUUACUCGGCUAUCUGAAGUACGGCGAUAAGACCACCGGUAGCAUCACACUCGACAUGCCCCAGACCGAAGUCCUCUCUCAAGUCGUGAAACUCCUUCUGUCGGCUUCCAUAUACAUUACCUACGCUCUGUCCAACUACGUGGCGUUCGACAUCGUCUGGAAGGGAAUGGAACAAAAGAUGGAAAAGAACGAGCACAGGAUCUGCUGGGAGUAUGCACUUCGCACGUCUAUAGUGAUCGUUACAUUUUUUUUUGCCAUCGCCAUACCGAACCUGGAGCACUUGAUCUCGCUGAUCGGCGCGUUCUGUUUGUCUUCCGUGGGCAUCGCGUUACCGGCCAUCGUCAGCUUCCUGACGUUCUCCGACGUCUAUAAGAACGAAGGAAACAUUCAGUACGGUCUGUUCUGCCUGCGCAACCUGCUCAUUAUCCUCAUCGCCAUAUUCGCGUUCGUGAUCGGCGUGUCCACGAGCGUGUCCGACAUCAUACAUCACAUGACGUGAUUUCCUCCGUUUCAAUCAGCGUGAAGUUCGUUUCAGUGACGGGUUUUAUGGUCGACCCACACCGAAAACAGACUAUACGACAACUGCAACAACAACAACAAAAAAACAAACAACAACGAUGGCGGCGACCGUUGGUUGUCGUGCGUCGGGUAGUUAAAACUUUUUUUUUCCACCUCACUCACGAGUAUAACGACCAAUAUUAUAUUAUUACAUCAAUAUUACGCGUUUACUUCGGUGAACUCUUAAACCGUGUAACGACUAAGACAACUCAAAUCCAGUAUUCUAUAUCACAUCAUUGAACUACAAUAGUUUGCGUUAUUGGUUUAGAAUUUUGUCAUUGGAUAAUGCCAACUCAGUAUUUUUAUUGUGGUUUUAAAAUGAUCAUAUUUGGUUUUAUUAAUAUUGUAAACUCUUGUUAAUGUAAUCCAACAUUUAAAAUCAAAAUAAUAAUAAUACCAACAUAGGUGUUUAGUUUACCAAUCGGUCCGAGUGCGGCACGGGCUGGUUUUCAGAUUAUAUUAUAAAAUCAUAUAUAUUAGUGUAAAUCAAAAUUAUAUUAAUUCAUGUACGAUUCACAGUGCGUUUUGCAAAAACAAUGGUUCUUAUUGACUUUGAAGCAACCCCCAGAAAAAAUAUAAAGAAAAAUAUUCAUUGUUUUUUUCUAUUUUUGAUGUUAAAUAUUGAACUAUUACUCUGUAUAAUAUUAUGAGUAGAGUGCAAACAAGUUUAUUUGAUUUCAAGCUCAUGGCCAUUAUUUUUUUUUUUUUAAAUUAAGAUCAAAUAACAGGACAUAAAAUAUUAAGAUUAAAUAUUAGUUUAUUUUUGAAUUCUUGCCUUUACGAAUCAAAACCUCAGCCGUUUUAACAUUCCUUCGCUGAAUACAUUUUUCAAUAAUAUUUUGUAUAUGUAACAUACGGUGUAGAUGAACCAUUUGGAAUUGUAUUGCUCAAUAAAUACUAUAUUUAUUUUACUAUUUAUACUAUUAUAAAUUGUAUCAAUAGAAGUAAAUUGGUUAGUAAAAUAAAAAUAAUUGUUGUUGAGAUAGAUCUCUAGUAUAAUUAUUUUUUUGUUUUUUUGUUUUUUUUUUUUUACCUUUGGAGAUACUUAAAUCGAAUUAACCUUAUGAAAUUAUUAUUGUGAUACGAGUUCGUUAUAUUUUUAUUUUGAAAAAUAACAUUAAUGGCUAUUAUUAUAGGUUAUAAUUAAUUGAUUCUUUUUUUUUUAAGUAUAUAUAUUAUAUACUUAUAUACAUUUAAGAUAAUAUAUAUUUUUUAAUAAAUUAGAUUUUUAUAAUGUAUUUUAGACUGAAAUAAUUUACAAAGCGGGUUUUUCGCUAAUUCUUAUAUGUAAAAAUAUUAUUAUUAUUAUUAUUAUCAUA